AUGGGAGAAGAACGAAAAGCAAAAGAUUUUUAUGAACGAGCGAUAGAAAUUGAGACGAAAGCAUUUCGACCUGACCAUGUUAAUAUUGUGUUAGCGUACAACAAUCUCGGUUCGUUUUACCAUAAGAUGGGAGAGUACAAAAAAGCAAAAGAUUUUUAUGAACAAGCGAUAAAAAUUCAAACGAAAGCAUUUGGACCUAAUCUGGGUUUGGUUUACUUUAAUAUGGGUGAGAACGAAAAAGCAAAAGAUUUUUAUGAACGAGCGAUAGAAAUUAAGACGAAAGCAUUUGGACUUGACCAUGUUAAUAUUGCGUCAACGUACAUGAAUCUGGGUUCGGUUUACAAAGAUAUGGGAGAGUACGAAAAAGCAAAAGAUUUUUAUGAACGAGUAAUGAAAAUUAGAACAAAAACAUUUGGACCUGACCAUGUUAAGAUUGCGUCAACGUGCAAGAAUCUGGGUUCGGUUUACAAAGAUAUGGGAGAGUACGAAAAAGCAAAAGAUUUUUAUGAACGCGCGAUGAAAAUUGAAACAAAAACAUUUGGACAUGACCAUGUUAAUAUUAUGAGAAAGCAAUCACGUUGUAAUUUACUGUGAUAGGAAAAACGCGAAAAACCAACACAAUAAAGUUUAUAACGAGUGACAGAACUUGAAAGUGAAGCAUUUGACCUCUAUAUUUAUCUUUUAUUUGCAAACAGCUAAAAGUAUUUCGUAUUUGAGAAACGUUUCACGAGAUAAAGGACAAAAUACAGUUGUAUUUUCAGUUUAAAGCGAUAGAAAUUGAAAAAAAAGUAUUUGGACCUGAACAUGUAUUGCAAUAAUAUACAGUAAUCUUCAUUUGGUUAUAAACAAACUAUAGGUAUUAAAACUAAAGCACUUGGACUUCUAUUUAUCUUUUAUUUGCUAGAAGCUAAAAUACUCCUGUUUUUGAGAAAACGUACAAGGAGAUAGAAGAAGAGGAAAUGAAUUUGUAGCUCAUUUUCAAUGAAGAAGAAAAUCAAUUUCUCUUUUCAUUUUAGGUAUGUCUUCUUUAUACUAAAGGUGAUUAGAAACAGUUGUAUUGUAGAUUUCUUUUAACAAAGGUUCAAAUAACAACAGUUGUAUAUUUAUAAAAGGUAUAAAUAUAUUAUUGAAAAUAUUCAAAAAUUUGUAUUUUCAAGUUUUCAACUUUCAUUUAUUUACUGGAACAGUUUUUAUUAAGAAACUUGUAUAGAACUAUCAAGGUAUAUUUAUGAGUUUAGUUUACAAUAUCUAGCUAUUCAGAAGUUGUGAAGUUCCUUAAAAUGAAUGUUGUUGGGUCAUUUUCUUGUAUAAUGAGAGUAAAUACUGAUCUUACAGCAACCAUGAUCAUGUAACAUCCCUUUUUGAAAUGCUGAAAAGCCCACAAGAUUUGCCUUGCUAUAUAAGUAUGAAUACAGUCUUUUCUAUAUUUAUUUCUAUUCAUUCAUAUAAUUUACAAAAUAUACUUUCUAUUUAUGA
Messenger RNA from Xenia sp. Carnegie-2017, 1476 nucleotides. Its product is annotated as nephrocystin-3-like. The record is from RefSeq and is a predicted model, not a curated record. The coding region runs from base 1 to 594 and encodes 197 amino acids. Lineage: Eukaryota; Metazoa; Cnidaria; Anthozoa; Malacalcyonacea; Xeniidae. The transcript is spliced from 3 exons. Gene Ontology annotation, molecular function: protein binding.